Colletotrichum truncatum is the source of this 201-nucleotide messenger RNA. RefSeq lists its product as uncharacterized. The record is from RefSeq and is a predicted model, not a curated record. NCBI's taxonomy places the organism in Eukaryota, Fungi, Ascomycota, Sordariomycetes, Glomerellales, Glomerellaceae.
AUGGGAUAUUUCUCUUCCGAUGGAACCCGGCUUGCCAAGAAGAGCCCCAAGAAACAGGAGAAGAAGAUCGAGAAGAAGGACGUCGAGAGAUUGAAAGACGAAAAGAAGCUUGCUGCCCCCAAGGAGGCUUCCAUUCAGAAGAAAGAGACCAAGAACCUUGCGGCUAAGAAGACGAUACAUCUCAUGCGGCCCGUUAUGUAG